AUGGCAUCCGCUAGUCAUCGUACAAGUGAUGAUUUCGUUAAGCGCUUGAUUCGUUCAAAUAAAGAUAUCCAACUGUCUACCUAUUCGAUCAUUUCUCAAUUUCGCGACCUACAAAAGCGAUUUUCACGUAAUGUUGCUUCGGUUUAUAGCCAUUUGGGUACUGUCAAAGAUGUUGUCAACAUAUUUCUCGAUGAUGAAAAAAUGGCAACUCUCAAACAAUUUAAAGCAAUGGAUAAAAUUGAAUUGGUCGUAUGUGGUAAGAAGUCAUCAGGAAAAACAUCAUUUAUUCAACAACUUCUGCAAUGUGGUACAUUUUUACCAAUUGGCUUCAGAAAUGUUACACAACGUAAUGUUAAAUUUUCUUAUGCUCCUAUUGAACAAGUUUGCCUACUCAUACAUAGACUAGGUAAAGAUUCACACUCGACUGCUGAUCGUAUCGAUGUAUCAUCAUUCUUUCAAACGCGCAUUCCUUCGAAAACAUUUAAUGAUAUCAUUCAACAUUAUCUAAUUCGUCGAGAUGAUACAAUCGAAUCCGAAGACUGGACAUCAUGCCUUGUUGAAAUUUGUAUUCCAUCACCUUUUCUACAAUUGAAUAUCGAAGUGUAUGAUAUAGCAGAACCGAUCGAUAUGAAAAACAUUCAAAUUACACGUCCAUGCUUUCUGUUCCUUUAUGAUAAUGCACCAAUAUCGGAUGAUACACAAAAAUAUUAUGAAGAACUCAAAUUAUCCAUAUGUAAUAUGACUAAUGGCGCCAUUUUCUUUCUUAAUACAAAAGUCGAUGUAAAUGAUAUGUUGCAUGAUGUCGAAAUCAAUGAGUUUCUUGAUAACGAGCGACAUCAUCGAUAUGAACAUUUGAAAAAUGUACCUACAAUGAAUAAUGAACUACCUCGAACACUAGCCGAAUGCGAUUGUUUUGAUAUUUUCAGUGUUAAGCCAUGUGAACAUCCGGUGACUAUAACAAUGAGAAAAGAUGCGAUUGAUCGUAUCUUUCGUUUUGCUUUUGAACAUGCUUUACGAAAUACACAACAAGUCAGUACUAUUAUGCUGGAUGCAAUCGAUGGAUUUUUUGAUUUUGUUCUAAUUACAAAUUGUCGUUCAUCUAAUGAGUGGAAUGUUUUACGAGAUGAAGCAUUGCAUUGGGCUAAUGAAUUUUUUCAACAAUAUCGUUUACAAAUCGAUAUCAUUGGUGAUGAAGCACAAAGACAAUUUCUUGUUCAAUUUCGUCAACAACGUGAACAAUUGAUGAAAAAAAUUCUAGUGCAUAGACAAGAAAGGCAUCAACAAUUCUCUUUGCCAAAUUCUGGGCUCAGUUUAAUUAGUGCCAUGCAACCAAUGGAAAUAUCAGAUGAGAAACAUUUUCUCGAGUUGAUUAUCAGAGAAGAAAUUAUUCGACCGAUUCUAAGCAAAAUUUUCGAUGAAAUUAGUCAUCGUGUAAAUCAACAGGUAGAUCAAAGUCUAUUAGUAAAACGUUCCACUCGAAAUAAUGAAUUAAUUCGAGCAGCUUAUCGAGAAUUUCUCAAUAAUAUUAAUAUUAUUGAUAAUAAACGUCGUCGAGAUUAUUUCAAUAAACAGUCAUUCAAAGAAAUUCUCGCUGGGAUUAGUGGAUUUAUGAAUACUAUUGGAACAAUUUUUUCUAUCACAGAAUUAUUACCAGAAGAAGUUAACAAACGUGAUAAUGAACCAGCAAUUAAGCAUGAUCUUAUUACUAUCGAGACAUAUUUGACUACUAUUGGUGAGCGUAUUAAACGAAAUAUUCGCGAUGGACUGGAAGAAAAUGAAAGAAAUUUUAAAGAAAAAAUUCAUGCCUAUCAUAAAAUUGUUUUGGGUACAAUGGAUCAUCGCCAUCGAGCGCAUCGAUUGGCACGUUCGUUUGCGGUUGAGUUUGCUCAAAUCGAAUGUCUUCUAGCGGCUAAUUUAGAUUUAAUUAAACAUUAUGGAACUACGCCUACGAUCGAUUUUCGUACUCUCCUAGGUAAUGGUGGCUUCUUCUCUGUACAUCCAGCUUCAUGGGGAUCCGAACGCAAUCUCGUUGCUAAAGUUCUACUGGAUUCGACAGGAUCAUUUGAUUUUGCUUAUGUGGAAGCACAUUUUCAUCGUACAGUAACUCGAUUACAUAUUGAACAUAUGGUUCCACUACGUUUUCUCUACCAUGACAUAAGAAACAAUCGAUUAUGUAUUCUUCUUCCACGUUAUUCAAUGAGUCUACAUACAUAUUUGACUAAUCAUAUGGCCGAUAUAUCCAUAAGCGAUGCUGUACGUAUUGUUCUUCAUAUUAGUCGUGCUGUAGCUCAUAUGCAUGCGCAAAACCUCAUACAUCGCGAUAUCAAAGCUCAAAAUAUUUUGCUUGACAAUGACAAAAACGUAUUUCUAGCUGAUUUUGGCACAUGUCAACAUGGUACAGAAAACACUACUAUUGUUGGAUCACAUCCAUUGGCACCAGAAAUGAGCAACAAUAAACUAGGACGCGAAUUUUCUUAUGAAGGUACUGCUGUCGAUGCAUUUUCACUUGGUAUACUUAUGUAUGUUGUUGCUCCAAAAAAAGACUUUUAUCAACCACUUCAUACCAUCACUAGAACCGAUAUUAGUGCUGUUGCCAAUGUACCUGAAAGUUAUAGAAUAUUAAUAAAUACAUGUAUUAGUACCGAUCCAAAGUUGCGACCAACAGCUGCCAAAAUUGUCGAAGAACUGGAAACGAUCGCAGAUCAAGUUGCUAAAGCAAAAGAAUGUCUUAUGUGUUUCGAGCAGCCAAUAUUUAUUCGGUGUUUACCAUGUGGACACAAAACAGUAUGUGAGACGUGUCUUACACAUUUACAACAGCGUACAACAUCAAGAGAACCACCUCGAUGUAUUCUUUGUCGACAAGUAAUCACGAGUACUCAAGAAGAUAUCAAUACUUGUACUUUUAUUGAAGUUCCACCACCUUCUUAA
Molecule: messenger RNA, 2928 nt
Organism: Rotaria sp. Silwood1
Lineage: Eukaryota; Metazoa; Rotifera; Eurotatoria; Philodinida; Philodinidae
Source: the annotation of a GenBank genome assembly